UCCCUCUGACUGAGGCAGUGGUGUACACCUACCCCUCGUCCUGCUGCCGACCAGAGGGGAGUGGAGCCGGCAGAGGCAGGUAGCAGCAGCAUCGGCAGCAGCCCCGGCUUGGUGGACGCAUCGGGUCGCAUUCCUCCACCAUGCCGAACUGGGGCAAGAGGCGACGGAUGGAUGCUGUCAGAUCAGUCAGCCUAUUAGACACCGGCAGCUCCAUUUAAGUCCGGCAUGUCAAAGUUUGCAUGUUCCUGACGCAGCAGCAUGCAGCGUGGACGGAUUAAAGGUAUGAGCAGGGUGCCUUAAACUCUGGAGCCCGUGCCAUUUACUGGUAAAGCCUCAACACACUGAGAGUGACUACAUGGAUUGAUACAUUGGAGCGGAUACAUAAACAUGGGAGACCUGGAGUGUGGCUUUGAGGAAAUGCAAGGAGUGAGAUUGGGGUACCUGCUCAUCAGAGGCAAGCAAAUGUUUGCUUUGUCUCAGGUUUUCACCGACCUGCUGAAGAACAUCCCUAGGACCACGGUGCACAAGCGCAUGGACCACCUGAAGGUGAAGAAGCACCACUGUGACCUGGAGGAGCUGCGGAAGCUCAAAGCAAUACACUCUAUAGCUUUCCACGCGGCUAAGUGCACUCUGAUAUCGCGGGAGGACGUGGAGGCUCUGUAUUUCUCCUGCAAGACGGAGCGGGUUUUGAAGUCCAACAAAAGGAAAGCGAAAGCGGCGUGUCCCCCCGGAGAUGAGAGCGCGUCCCCGGGACUCCUCGGUGCUGACGCCGAACUGUGGAAGGAAAAAGUUUUGUUUAGUUUGCACGGCGUCUCGGACACUCUGACGCUCCACGGCCAAACGGACAGGAGGGGAGAGCUGACGCCUCGCCUCGCCGACUCCAAACUACCUCAAUUUUACAGCAAACCCACCGGACAGGAGUACCGGUCGGCGACUAAGUCCAGUCACAAACACUUUAAAAACUACGAAACGGCGAAGAUAGAAGGGAACCGCGUGACUCUGAGCCAAAGGCAAUCGAUUUUCCGCAGCGCGUUGAGCCGGCAGCCGGCCGUGCGUCAUUCCGCCAUCGCCGCUCAGUCCAGGCGCUCAGCCAUCGACCUACUUCCCAAAAGGAAGAGGAGGCGCGAGGGAAGCAGGGGCAGACACGCGCACCACCACGUCCCACCGGUGCUGCUUUUGCAACCCAAAUCACCCGGAAGUCACGGGACCUCUUUCGCUUCUUUCCACCUCGGUCCAGAUUUGUACCUUGACGCUAGACCCCACCACCACCAUCACCACCAGCACCACCAUCACCACCACCAUCACCACCACCAGCCGGGAUUCCCGGAAAGCUGCAGCAGCGACACCGAGUCUAGCACCUACUCGGACCGGGCGUACCCGGACUCCGACUUCGGCUCCGGCCUCUCCAGCACCAGCAACUCCGUGAGCUCCGAGGAGGACGAGGGGGGCGAGGACGACGAUGACACGCAGUCGGAGAGUUCAGAGGUCAGCACGGACGACGAGGAGGAGGAGGAGGAGGAGGAGAGCUCCUCUCAGUCCGACUCGAGCUCCGUGUGCAGCCGCGUUUCGGUCCAGAGCAUUCGGUUCCGACGGGCCAGGGUCGGUUCUGUCCUCAAAGGUCUCAACGCUAGCAAGGCGCCGCUGGUCUUGCAGCCGACGUUUCACUACAACAACCAGCAUCAACCAGGGCGAGCACCCAGGACUACGGGCCACGCAGCCGCAUCGCAGACCGGCGACAGCGUACAGAAGUGCGAGUUCAGGCGCGUCCAACCUACACGGGACUUUGUACCCUUACAGCCACCCAGAUUCCCCUCGUCCGUCAUGGGGGAGAGGUUUUUCGCCGAGUCCAAACGGGAAACGCCAUUCGAGGCAGAUCCAAAACGGGUUGAACACGUGGACGCGCUGGCCCCCUUUUCGCGUGGCCCCAGCCGGUAUAAGGCGUUUAACCCUUCCUGCAGGACACCGGUGUGUCCCGGCAAGCGCCACCCGGCGCUGAGGGUGCAGUGGGACCGGUUAAAAGACGCCAAGGUCCCCGGGUGUGGCGACAAAAGGGAGGCGAGCAGCCUCGAACUGUCCCCUCCGCUGAAAAAAAUAAAGACCGAGCCGGAGGAGCUUUGUUUGACCGCCGUGCCCUGCUCAGACAACGGCGGCCGGGUGGCCAGGACACCGCCCUUCAACCUCCACAACGUGAAAGUUAAAGUGGAGGAAAGCUGUGAUGAAUACGAAUACCAGAGCCAGGCCACUGUAGUCAACUGUAAAGGGGAUAGGACGGAAAGCACCGCGAAACACGGAGACUUUUUCCACAGCGGGAUUAAAGCCACCGAGAAAAGCCCCGGCGUGGCCCCCAUCACCCACGAGCACAAGAGCGCGCAGGACAACCCGCGCACCGUGGAGGGGGCCCACGGGACCAAAAACUACAGGGUCAGGGCGCACGGGAAUAAGAAACCUCGAGUUCCCCGGACGCAAUCGAAACUAACGGUCGACAAGGCUGCCUUUUCCUCCGCCUCGUCCUCUUCUUCCCCGUCUCCUUCUCCGUCGUGUUCUCGUCCCACGAGCAGCGAGGAGGUGCCCGCGAAAGAUUUACCGAGCAGACGCAAACGCGCCGCGGCGUCGCCCGUAAAAACGCCUUUCAGCCUGAUUGCAAAUUUCCCUUCCCCGCCGUCGCUGGUCGUCGGCAGCGACGGGGAUUUGUGCCCCGCUUACUCCCUGAACUCGCUCCUUAGGGGCCCCGGGCCUCCCCCUCCGUCCCACCCCGUGUGGAGGUGGCAGCCGGGCGGCCAGAUUUUCCCUCCCCCACUUGCUCAGAGGACUCGGAAAUACUGAGCUGUUUUUUUUAAAAGCAAAAACACACACUCACACACACACACAUUAAACAAAAGCCCCUAUCGUAACCAUCUCCAACCCAUCUUUAGUCUUAAUGAGAGUUCGCAACUUCAUCGCCGAUUAUUUGUAUUCUUUUUUUGUGAAUGGGUUUACAAUCCGCUUUGUUUUGUUGUUGUUUUUUUUACACAAGAUCCCGUUUGAAGCCUCCGAAAAACGCCCACUGGACUACGAGACACCGCUCGUGGAUUUUUGCUUAUGUUAAAAACAAAAAAAACAGUGUUUUGAAUAAGCUAUCGACCCCCACUACGUAAUAGUUUCUCGUUUAAUGUGUUAACAUGACUAUUUUAUCUGUUCUCGACUUGUUGGAUUGAAGGUCCCAGGGUUUCAGCGGGUUGUGCUUUGUCUGGAAGAGGAAAAAAAAGUACUGAGGCUGCUCUUAAUCUAGCUGUAACUGGGAGAGAGUUUUCACUUGGCUAAUCAAAAAGUAAAGAAAAAUCAGGAUUUCCCAUCCUGUGCCAUCUGGUAUAUUGUAUAUAUCAAAGCUGUGUUUUUAUUUCCUCGUGUGUCCAAGAGAUCAGUUUCAGAGAAUUAUUAAAAAUGGGUUUAAUGCUG
Molecule: messenger RNA, 3435 nt
Organism: Pungitius pungitius (ninespine stickleback)
Lineage: Eukaryota; Metazoa; Chordata; Actinopteri; Perciformes; Gasterosteidae
Gene: skida1
Product: SKI/DACH domain containing 1
Exons: 1
Coding region: 388-2823 (811 amino acids)
Source: RefSeq, a predicted model, not a curated record